ACACACAGUCACUCUUUGCCUGGACAGAUUCAUCACUUGUUAACACAAUCAGAAGCAGCGACCUGAAACAGCAAAGUAAUCCUCACCACCUGAUAGCCAAAGACACCGUGAUGUGCGGAGCGGAGGUCAUCCCAAACGGCCAUGGUCGCCCCGGCCAAGCCCCGUCUCCGGGGAAGAGGAAAAUGCGCGGCAGCAGGCUCGCGGAUGAGGAUUUUGAAGCCUGGGAGGCCGAGUUCCAGGAGUUCAUGGCCGCCGCUGACGAGGAGGAGGACAUUGAGCCGUUCUUGCCAGGUGUCCCGGCGGAGUCCUGCAAGCCGGAGCACCGUUCGCCGGUCAUUGCGAAGCCAAAGCGGCGUAGGGUGAGUCCUAGCCACCCGUACCGCGGCAUCCGGCAGCGAGCAUGGGGGAGGUGGUCGGCGGAGAUCCGUGACCCCACCAAGGGCGUCCGCGUCUGGAUCGGCACCUUCGACACCGCGGCGGACGCUGCGCGCGCCUACGACGCCGAGGCGCUGCGCAUCCACGGCACGAAGGCCAGGACCAACUUCCCUGCUGGCACGGCGGCGCCGGCACCGGCGCCGCGCAGUCAACUUCCUGGGAUGUCUCCUUGCAGAGCCGUCUGCGGCAGGGACAACGUAGCCCGUGCGACGGAGAGUGCCUCGACGUCGUCGUCGUCCGAGGUCUGCAGCAACGCCCCGGCGCGCAUACUGUUGGAGUGCUGCUCGGACGACGUGAUGGAGAGCCUCCUCGCCGGCUCCGACAUGGCAGGCACCAUCGACUUCUGGAGCGUCCGUUUCCCAAGCUAAUAAUUCAUGAAAUAACGGGACCUGGGGAACAGCUUGGUUUGAUGCUUGUAUAAUUCCACUGAUCGAUCUGUUCAAAUCUGCGCUUUCAGGUGUGUUACCGUAGAAUUCAGCAACUUGUGCCACUUUGUGCUUUACUUUCGAAUUUUGAUCCCAUUCUUUUUGGAGAAUGCUUGAUGUGUGCCUGCAAAGUAUUGUGUGCGGUUGAACCAGCCAAGAACUCAAGAUCCUAGAUGGAUGUGAAACAAACAAAGAGUGUUAUGAUACCAAUAUAUGCCUUCAGGCUUGACAAUUUACAUGUUGUUCUACAUCCUUUUGUAAUAAUAAGUCGACCUCUGUUUUCCAGAGGAUUAAAAAUACUAGCACUUGAUGAAAACGGAGAACCCACUACUGA
This is a messenger RNA of Lolium rigidum, 1194 nucleotides long. RefSeq names its product ethylene-responsive transcription factor 1-like. The transcript has 3 exons. The record is from RefSeq and is a predicted model, not a curated record. NCBI's taxonomy places the organism in Eukaryota, Viridiplantae, Streptophyta, Magnoliopsida, Poales, Poaceae. Gene Ontology annotation, molecular function: DNA-binding transcription factor activity; DNA binding. Bases 111 to 803 code for a protein of 230 amino acids. Gene Ontology annotation, biological process: ethylene-activated signaling pathway; regulation of DNA-templated transcription.